This is a messenger RNA of Salvia miltiorrhiza (redroot sage), 1576 nucleotides long. Its product is annotated as probable ribose-5-phosphate isomerase 2. Bases 654 to 1508 code for a protein of 284 amino acids. The transcript has a single exon. Lineage: Eukaryota; Viridiplantae; Streptophyta; Magnoliopsida; Lamiales; Lamiaceae. Gene Ontology annotation, molecular function: ribose-5-phosphate isomerase activity. Gene Ontology annotation, biological process: pentose-phosphate shunt, non-oxidative branch. The record is from RefSeq and is a predicted model, not a curated record.
AAUAAUUUGAUUUCACAUCUUCAAACUAGAAACUCGUCCAAUUUCAAAACUCAUGAGCCCUCCAAAAGUCUGAAGCAAACACCAUCCAACACUAAAAAAAAACUAAAAAGAGUCCUACACUUCUUGGAAAAAAUUAAUAAUAAAUGAUUUCACAUUUUCAAACUAGAAAAUAGUGAUUUCCAAGAAGCAACGUAUAGAAAUAGUCACCCCAAAAAUAUGCUGCAGUAUCCCACACUCUCAUCUAAUUAACUAUGUUGUCAAUUUCUCUCCAUUAUUGACUCCUAAAUAGCAUGUAAAAAAAAUAAAAAAUAAAUUAAUAAAAAAAAAGAAAAAGAAUUCCAAGUUCCCAAAUAGAAUUGAUCAUUUCUCAUUCAUCUCCUCCACCCCACAAAUCUUCUCUAUAAAUACCCCUAAACCCUAAUUCACUUUCUCUCACAUCAAUCCCUCUCUCUGAUUUCCCACCACACAAUCCAAAAUAUUCUGCAACUCAACCCUUUUUUCCCAAUAUUGUAAACCCCAUCAAAAAUAUUCGAAGAAAUCGUUGCAACCAUCCAAUUUCUUAUCCUUUACCAAUUCUGCAAAAGAAUUUUGACAUUAUUCGUUACCUCAAUUUUCUUUUUCGGCUGAAUGGUCUACAAUAAAUACGAGCAGCCAUGGCAGCAGCCUAUCCACAUUUCCUAGUAUCCGAAACCCUAACCGCGGCCACGCCGCCGCCGAUAAUGGCGACCCCCGCCGCCUCGCCCCUCACGCAGGACGAAUUGAAGAAGAUCGCCGCCUACAAAGCCGUCGAGCACGUGCGUUCCGGCAUGGUCGUCGGCCUCGGCACCGGCUCCACCGCGAAGCACGCCGUCGACCGCAUCGCCGAGCUCCUGAAGCAGGGGAAGCUAAGCGACGUCGUCGGGAUCGCCACCUCCACCAAAACCUACGAGCAGGCGGCGUCGCUUGGCAUCCCGCUCUCGGAUCUCGACGCGCACCCGAUCGUCGAUCUGUCAAUCGACGGCGCCGACGAGGUCGAUCCGGAUUUGAACCUCGUCAAAGGCAGGGGCGGAUCGCUGCUGAGAGAGAAGAUGGUGGAAUCCGCGAGUAGGAAAUUCAUCGUGAUCGUUGACGAGUCGAAAUUGGUGAGCCACAUCGGCGGCAGCGGGCUGGCAAUGCCGGUGGAGGUGAUUCCGUUCUGCUGGAGCCACUCGCUGAGCAGGCUCAAGGCGCUGUUCGCCGACGCCGGCUGCGUCGCGAAGCUGAGGACCGGCGGCGGCGGGGAGGCGUACGUUAGCGACAACGGCAACUUCAUAAUCGAUCUGUAUUUUGAGAGGGAGAUUGGGGAUUUGAACGAGGCGAGCGACAGGAUAUUGAGGCUGCCGGGGAUUGUGGAGCACGGGAUGUUCAUCGGGUUGGCGAGCUCGGUGAUCGUCGCCGGCGUUAAUGGCGUGACGGUGAAGACGAGGAAGAAGGGGGGCGAAUUGGGGGUCGAUUCUUUCAGUUACAGUGAUUUGAGGAAUGGGUUUUAGGGAUUCUUAAAUCUUCAUAGCUAAUUUAUUUUUAUGAAUGGAUUAAUUAAGGACUUUUUUUGGAUUUA